GAAAAGAAAUUAGCAAGGGUUUAAAGCAGAGAAGGAAGGAGGAAGGAGAAGAAUGCCGGCCGCGAUGAAGCUCUGGAGAUGGCGAUUUUAGGGUUCUUGGCGGGGUUGGGCGGGGAAGGCAAGAGAUCUUGGCUUUUGGGUCUGAUUGAUCGAUCGAGAUCGGGGAUCGAUCGAUUGUCGCGAGCAAGAUGGGCUCUUCUUGGGCGUGAUUGAUCAGCCAGGAGAAAUACGAGCCCCUUGUGAUUGAUCGCAUCGAAUUGAGAGGGAGAGGGGAGGGAAUCGAGCGAGAGAGAUUGAGAGAGAGAGAUAGAUCGAUCCGGCGAGCGAUCAAGCUGGCGAGCAAGAUGCCGGGGCUCAAGAAGAUGCAGGUCCAAAAUCUGCAAGUGCCCCACUACUUCCGGUGCCCGAUAUCGCUGGAGCUGAUGCGCGACCCGGUGACGGUGGCCACGGGCCAGACGUAUGACCGCUCCAGCAUCGAGAAAUGGGUGAGCGACGGCAACGCGACGUGCCCGGCCACGAUGCAGCGCCUCACCGAUCUCACGCUCAUCCCAAACCACACGCUGCGCCGCCUCAUCCAGGAGUGGUGCGUCGCCAAUCGCUCGCGUGGCAUCGAGCGCAUCCCCACGCCCAAGCAGCCCGCGGACCCGCAGCGCGUCGCGGCGCUCGUCCGGGACGUGACGCGCGGUACCGCCGGCGGUACCGCGUUGCAGCUCUUACUGCCGGCACUGCGCAGCCUCCGCGCGCUGGCCAAGGAGAACGAUAAGAACCGAGGUCUGAUGGUGGAGGCCAAUGCGGUUUCGGCUCUUAUCCGUGCCAUGUUUAGGAUCCCUUCCUCCUCCAGCGACGACGACGACGAUGACAAUCUCUCCUCGUCGUGCUCUUGCUCCUUCGAUCCCGAUUCCUUGUCGUGCUGCGCGCCGCUAGAUCACGACCAACAUCUUGGCGAUUCCCUGGACGUGGAGGAGUCGUCGCUGGCGGUGCUGGUGCUCCUCCCGCUCAAGGACAGCGAGCGGCGAUCCAUCGCGCAGUGCCGGCGGCGGCUGGGCGCCGUGUCGCGGAUCGUGCGACGCGGGCGGAGCAUGGACGCGCGCAUCAACGCGGCGGUACUGGUGGAGAAGAUCGCGUCGGACGCGCCCGAGGCGGCGAAGCUGGCCAUGGGCCAGAUCCCCGGCCUGCUCGAGGGCCUCGUGGAUCUCCUCCGGGGCGACCACUCGGCUGUGUCGCCGCGCGCGCCCAAGUCGGGCGUCAAGGCGCUCUUCUCGCUGUGCCUGUGCAGCGCGGCAUCCAACAGCGAGCGGGCGGUAUCGGCCGGCGCCGCGGCGGCGCUGGUGGAGCACCUCCCGGCGGCACAGCACGGCGACGCGGACCGGACCUUGGGUGCGCUGGAGCUGCUGUGCCGGACGCGGGCGGGGCGGGAGGUGGUGGCGCAGCACGCGCUGGCGGUGCCGGCGCUGGUGGCGGCCAUCCAGUGCCGGAGCUCGUUCCAGGCGGCCGAGUGCGCCGCCGGGACGCUACUGGCGGUAUGCAGCGGGAGCGAGGAGGUACAGCUGGCGGCGGCCGAGGCCGGGGUGCUCACGCAGCUACUGCUGCUCAUCCAGAGCGACUGCACGGAUCGGGCAAAGAGGAAGGCCGUGGAGCUGCUCAAGCUGCUCCGGCGGUGGUGGGCGGAGGACCCGUGCCUGGCGGAGCUGGACAGGACGGACGUGGUGGCGUUCUAAGCGAUGGCGGUACGGCGCCCAGCUCUAGCUAACGGCCAGCGGCACACCGCGCGGUAUGCCGCCAGUGCUCAAGAGACCGACCGAGAACCGCAAUGCAAUGCCGGUACUUUUACUAUCUACGUGCCCACACCGUACAUUUUAAGCGAUUAUAGGGAGGGAGGAGGGUUGUUUUUUCCGUGCUGUUUUUGUGAUUUGGGGGGUUUUACGCAAACUACACUACGUACUAGUUGGCCAGCUUUUAGUCUUGGGUGAGGUUCUUGAGAUUUUCUUCUUUAUCCAUGUUCCAACACCAUGGUGUAUAUAUUGUGUCAAUAUAUUUUUGACAGCA
This is a messenger RNA of Selaginella moellendorffii, 2046 nucleotides long. RefSeq names its product U-box domain-containing protein 26. NCBI's taxonomy places the organism in Eukaryota, Viridiplantae, Streptophyta, Lycopodiopsida, Selaginellales, Selaginellaceae. The coding region runs from base 345 to 1718 and encodes 457 amino acids. The record is from RefSeq and is a predicted model, not a curated record. Gene Ontology annotation, molecular function: ubiquitin protein ligase activity. The transcript has a single exon. Gene Ontology annotation, biological process: protein ubiquitination.